Racocetra persica is the source of this 519-nucleotide messenger RNA. NCBI's taxonomy places the organism in Eukaryota, Fungi, Glomeromycota, Glomeromycetes, Diversisporales, Gigasporaceae. The record is from the annotation of a GenBank genome assembly.
AUGAAUGUUUACUUUCAAGAGGAAACAUAUAGUAAAAUAAAAAAUUUAGUCUCUAAAAGAGAGAUUAGUCGUUUCAUAAAUGAGGCAGUGGAGGAAAAGUUGCAACAAAGGCAGCAACAAAAAAAGGAGGAAUUGCGGCAAAAAUUAAUUGCGGGUUAUAAAUCUAACGCUAGGAAUGAGAAAUUGAAGAAAGAAUUGCAAGGUUUGGAAGAAGCCUCGCUGGAAGACGUGUUUACUAAAUUAGAUAAAGCAGAGAAAAAAGAUGACAAUGAUGAGCAGAAUGAGUAUGAUGACAAGACAGUAGCGGUUCCAUUGACUACUGAUAAUGUUGAGAAAAUUGAGUUGUUUGAGGUUUUUAUUAAGAAUACCCCCGAAACUGGUUUGGAUUGUCCCAGCAAGAUUUUGCUUAAUUAUCCUUUUACGCUAGAUAAGGAGUUGCGAUUGGUGAAGAAACUAGGAGUAGCCGGCAAAGAAAUAAUGGAUAAAGUGAAAAAGGCUUGGGGAUUUGCUUUUGUGUGA